Molecule: messenger RNA, 2313 nt
Organism: Leguminivora glycinivorella
Lineage: Eukaryota; Metazoa; Arthropoda; Insecta; Lepidoptera; Tortricidae
Gene: Hsc70-5
Product: heat shock 70 kDa protein cognate 5
Biological process (GO): cellular response to unfolded protein; protein refolding
Cellular component (GO): mitochondrion; cytoplasm
Molecular function (GO): misfolded protein binding; heat shock protein binding; ATP-dependent protein folding chaperone
Source: RefSeq, a predicted model, not a curated record
UUUACGUGUGGCAAGAAUACUCGAUGCCAGAAAAAAUUAAAAAGGUUCUUUCAUGAAGUUGCGUCACCCACAUGUUCUGUCUGAAGUGAAUUAAACCAGAAAUAAAUUGAAUAGUUGCUAAUAAAUUACUAAAAAUGUUGUGCGCUACGCGGGUGGUCGGCCGAAAGGCUUUGGAGUGUUCUGGCAUUGGUACGGACUUCUACACACAGAGGAAUUUCAGCACAAUUCUGAAAAGUAGCGCAGCCCCUACAGUGCCUAUUUAUCAGCGACAUGUACAGUACAGAAACAAAUCCGAUGGCGUCCGCGGCGCUGUUAUUGGCAUCGAUCUGGGAACCACCAACUCUUGUGUGGCAGUCAUGGAGGGCAAGACUCCCAAGGUGGUGGAGAACAGCGAAGGCUCGCGCACCACCCCCUCCCACGUGGCUUUCACCAAAGAAGGCGAGCGACUCGUUGGUAUGCCCGCCAAACGUCAGGCCGUCACCAACAGCGGCAACACCUUCUACGCUACCAAACGUCUUAUUGGCAGGCGGUUCGAUGACCCCGAAGUCCAAAAAGAUAUGAAGAAUCUGUCUUACAAGGUUGUGAAGGCAUCUAAUGGAGACGCGUGGGUCCAAGGAACCGACGGCAAAGUGUACUCUCCCAGCCAGAUCGGUGCCUUCGUCCUUGUGAAGAUGAAGGAAACCGCCGAAGCUUACCUGAACACUAGCGUCAAAAACGCCGUCAUCACCGUACCAGCUUACUUCAACGAUUCGCAACGACAGGCCACUAAAGACGCUGGUCAGAUCUCGGGCCUGAACGUGCUGCGAGUGAUCAACGAGCCCACAGCGGCUGCGUUGGCUUACGGCAUGGACAAGACAGACGACAAAAUUAUCGCUGUAUACGACUUGGGCGGUGGCACCUUCGAUAUCUCCGUACUGGAGAUCCAGAAGGGAGUGUUCGAAGUGAAGUCCACCAACGGAGACACGCUCCUUGGCGGUGAAGAUUUCGACAACGUCAUCGUCAACUUCCUUGUUGACGAGUUCAAACGUGACCAAGGCAUCAACCUGCGGAAGGAUGCAAUGGCCAUGCAGCGACUAAAGGAAGCCGCUGAGAAGGCCAAGAUCGAACUGUCCGGAUCUCUACAGACCGACAUCAAUCUGCCAUACCUCACGAUGGACGCCUCUGGACCUAAACACAUGAACCUUAAAAUGACCCGGUCAAAGUUGGAGUCUCUAGUGGGUGACCUGAUCAAGCGAACGAUCGCGCCGUGCCAGAAGGCUCUGCAGGAUGCUGAAGUACAGCGGUCCGAUAUCGGAGAAGUGCUGCUCGUCGGAGGCAUGACUAGAAUGCCCAAGGUGCAAUCAACAGUGCAAGAGAUCUUCGGUCGCGCGCCCUCCCGCGCCGUCAACCCCGACGAGGCGGUCGCCGUCGGCGCCGCCGUGCAGGGCGGAGUGUUGGCCGGUGACGUCACCGACAUCCUCCUGCUGGAUGUUACCCCGCUGUCGCUCGGCAUUGAGACCCUCGGAGGAGUCUUCACCAAGCUUAUCACUAGGAAUACCACCAUCCCCACUAAGAAGAGCCAAGUGUUCUCUACUGCGGCCGACGGUCAAACCCAAGUGGAGAUCAAGGUACACCAGGGCGAGCGCGAGAUGGCGGCCGACAACAAGCUGCUCGGGCAGUUCUCGCUCGUCGGCAUCCCGCCCGCGCCCAGGGGCGUGCCCCAGGUCGAGGUCACCUUCGACAUCGACGCCAACGGCAUCGUGCACGUCUCCGCCAGGGACAAGGGCACCGGCAAGGAGCAACAGAUCGUGAUCCAGUCAUCGGGCGGUCUCUCCAAGGACGAGAUCGAGAACAUGGUGAAGGCCGCCGAGCAGUUCGCGGCCGCGGACAAGGGCCGCCGCGAGCGCGUGGAGGCCGCCAACCAGGCCGAGGGCGUGCUCCACGACACCGAGACCAAGAUGGACGAGUACAAGAGCCAGCUGCCUCAGGACGAGUGCGACAAGCUCCGUGAAGAGAUCGCCAAGCUGCGUGAGCUCCUAGCCAACAAGGACAGCGCAGACCCUGAAGCUAUCCGCACCGCCACCGGAACCCUGCAGCAAGCCAGUCUGAAACUCUUCGAGCAGGCCUACAAGAAGAUGGCGGCAGAGCGUGAAGGGCAACAGCCCGCGGGAGAGAGCCAGCAGCAGCAGGAGGAGAAACAGGAAGAGAAGAAGAACUAAACAACUUGUGUCGCCAGUACAAGUCGAAUGCGGCCUUCGGGCGCUUUUGUUGAAGAGUUAUGGAGCAUAUUGGAAUCCGCCUCCUGUAUUCGUUAUAAUAAAAUAUGUCCAAAUA